Messenger RNA from Etheostoma spectabile (orangethroat darter), 436 nucleotides. Its product is annotated as endophilin-A3-like. Gene Ontology annotation, molecular function: protein binding. Gene Ontology annotation, cellular component: cytoplasm. Lineage: Eukaryota; Metazoa; Chordata; Actinopteri; Perciformes; Percidae. The record is from RefSeq and is a predicted model, not a curated record.
UUUCCACAAAGCCAGUCAGCUACUCAGUGAAAAGAUCAGCGGUGCCGAGGGGACCAAGCUGGAUGAAGACUUCAUGGAGAUGGAGAGGAAAAUUGAGGUGACCAACAAGUCGGUGUUUGACCUCUUGUCCAAAACAACAGAAUACCUCCAGCCUAACCCAGCCUCUCGAGCCAAACUGAACAUGCUGAACACGGUGUCUAAGAUCCGAGGGCAGGUGAAGACUACGGGCUACCCUCAGACCGAAGGCCUGCUGGGAGACUGCAUGCUGCGCUACGGCCAGGACCUGGGAGAGGACUCUGUCUUUGGCUGUGCUCUGGUGGACGUGGGCGAGGCCAUGAGGCAGAUGGCGGACGUGAAGGACUCUCUGGACAUAAGUGAACAAAACUUUAUUGACCCGCUGCAGACUCUACAGGACAAGGACCUGAAAGAAAUCACG